CGUUCAUCGGCUCUUCAGGUUUCCAUCCGAGCGUUCUUCCGUCCGCCGAAGAAGACGAAGGAGCAGAAAAGUCUGCUUGGAAGAGGAUGUCGGGAAGAGGCAAAGGCGGAAAGGGUUUAGGCAAGGGCGGAGCGAAGAGGCACAGGAAGGUUCUGAGGGACAACAUCCAGGGCAUCACGAAGCCGGCGAUCCGGCGACUGGCUCGCAGGGGAGGCGUGAAGCGCAUCAGCGGCCUCAUCUAUGAGGAGACGAGAGGCGUUCUCAAGAUCUUCCUCGAGAACGUCAUCCGCGACGCGGUCACCUACACGGAGCACGCUCGCCGAAAGACGGUCACAGCCAUGGACGUCGUCUAUGCCCUCAAGAGGCAGGGCCGUACCCUCUACGGCUUCGGCGGAUAAGCUUCUCUCUCCCGUCAAGAGGCUUGCGUUUCGUCUUUGUGCGAAUUUCUUGCAUAGGUUUUUGGGGGAUUUGGGGCCUGCUUAUGUGAAUAUCAUCAGGGGAUGACUUGCCGGUGGUUCUAUUGUUCUUUCAUUUUUCUUUCACCUGUUGCACAUGGUAUCUUCAACAAUGCCGAAGAAAUGCAAACUAAUCCUUUCUCUUAUAA
Molecule: messenger RNA, 604 nt
Organism: Nymphaea colorata (pocket water lily)
Lineage: Eukaryota; Viridiplantae; Streptophyta; Magnoliopsida; Nymphaeales; Nymphaeaceae
Product: histone H4
Exons: 1
Coding region: 87-398 (103 amino acids)
Biological process (GO): nucleosome assembly
Cellular component (GO): nucleosome
Molecular function (GO): structural constituent of chromatin; protein heterodimerization activity; DNA binding
Source: RefSeq, a predicted model, not a curated record